CCCCCACCCCACUCUCCUUCCUAGUCCUUUCAUUGCUAAAGCUCCUGGUAUUCUAGGUUCCCUCAAGGCUGGUUUGUUUCCUUGGUGAACUGGAAAUCCUAGUAACCUUCAGGCCAGGAAUAGAUAGUUUACAUUUGUUUGACAAAUGUUUAAGUACCUUUUAAGUGCCAGACAUGGUGGUAGGUAGGACCUGAGUAUUAUAGAAUAUGAGAUUCCUUUUUGCAAGGAGUUUACAGUUGAGGAGGAGAAGAUAGGUGAUAACCAAUAAUUAUAGUAUGACAGGGGUGUGCACACAUUCCUAUGGAUGGAAGCACAGAGGAGGGGUAGCUGACUCAGACUUGGGGGGAUGGGGGAAGGAUGUCUAGAAUGCAUCUUAAAGUGUUACCUGAGCUAAUCUUCAAUAAUAGGUAAGAGUUAACUAGGUCCAGAAAGAGGGAAAGUACAUCUUAUACCAGUGCUGUCCUAUAGAAAUUUAAUACAAGCCACAAAUAUGUUACAUAUAUAAUUUAAAAUUUUCUAGUAACCACAUUUUAAAAAGUAAAAAGUGAAAUUGGUUUUAAUAAUAUAAACUCAGUAUAUCCAAAAUAUCAUUUCAACAUGCAUUCAGUAUAAAAAGUAAUAUCGAAAUAUGACAUUUCCAUUUUCAUACUGUCUUCAGAAUCUGGUGCAUAAUUUUCUACUGUUUUCAGAAUCUGGUGUGUAAUUUACACUUAUAGCACUCUCAAUUUGGACAACUACAUUCACAUACUCAAUAGCUGCAGGUGAGUGGACAGCAACAGUACAGCUUUAGAACAGGGUGGAUGAAGUAAUAAGCCAAAUCAAUGAUUGUCUUGUGAACCAAGUUAAGGAACUUUAACUUAAUUCCAAAAGUUGCAGGGAUUUAGGGGGGGAAAAAAAUUAUGCUCUGGUAGAAUGAGAUUUGUAUUUUAGACCCGUCAUUUUGACAGUGAAGUGAAUAUUGAAUUAGAGAGGGACAAAACUGGAAGCAAGAACCAGUUAUGAAGCUAUUCCUGGUGAGAAAUGAUGAAGAGUGUAGAAGAGGGAGUGGCUCUAUGAGAGAUUUAGGAAGUAUUAUUAACGGGACAGGAUAAAUCUAUUUAGAUUAUAGAAUUGAGCAAGAUUGAAGAUUUUAGAUGAUUCCUACAUUUCUGUUGUGAUCUGCUGAGUAGAUUGGGCAAGCAGCUGAAGAGAAGCUAACCAUCUGUGCCAGACAGACCAAAGAUGAAAAAAGGAAAUAGAGAUUUGUCAUGGAAGCUGAAGGAGAAUAUUAUUUCAAGGGCUAGGAGUGGUCAACACUGUGUCCUGCCUCCAAAAGGAAAAGUAAGAUAAAGACCGAAUAAAGUCUCUGAGACUUGGUGAUUAGGAUGUCUUUUAUAACUUCUGCUAGAACACUUAGCUACAUUGUAAUGCAUGGGGGUGGGUGUUGAAAAGUGAAUGACAACUGUAAGUGUAGCUAAUUGAGAGGGAUACAAUGUUUUCAACAAAGGACUCUAAAGGAGUCUGUAAGCAGGGGGAGAUACUUGGGAUUUAGAGAAUCUUGGACAUGCUUAAUGUGAGCCUGGAAAGAGCCACUGGAGAGGAGAAACUGAAGAAGAGUAUAUAUGUGUAUGCUUGGUGGGCGUGGGAGACUGGCUGGUGGAUGGAGGCAAGGAUUUGAAGGUAAUAGGGAAUGAGAUCCAGGGUGUAGGUAGAGAAGUUGGCCUUAAGUAGAAGGUGGUCUCACUUUUCCAGUGAGCAGAAAGGAAGGAGAUGGAUGGCAGUGUAAAUAAGUUUGUAACUGACAGAGCAGGAAGGAAGAGCUGAUGAUAUGUCUUGUAUAAUUUUUGAUCAUCUGCUAAGAGUGAAGGGAACAUGGUAGAAUAGGAGUUUUUAAACAAUGUAUGUGAGGCCAAGUGCUGUGGCAUGUGCCUGUAGUUCCGUCUACUCAGUAGGCUGAGGCAGGAGGAUCGCUUGAACCCAGAAGUUGAAGGCCAGCCUGGGCAACAUAAUGAGACCCUAUUUCUUAAAAAAAACACACACAAACAAAAAAGCCAGGUAAAAUGAAUCCACCCCUGUGAAAGGAAUGGAAAAAAAGAUAGUCUGUAGUUUAUACAUACUCUUUGUAAACGGCUUCUAAAUGGCUUCCAAGGCAAUGGGGUGGAGGUAAGGGAGAGAGAGGUAGACAGACAGACACAUGACUAGGAAACUGAAGAAGGAUUGUUAGUUACAUGACUAGGAAACUGAAGGAUUGUUAGUUAGCAUUGAGGACCUGUUUAUUUCAGAUUGUAGACCUCACAUUUGUAGCAGUACCAAUUUGCUUGGUUGGUUUUUCUCCAGCAGUGAGUGAUCAGACUAUCUGAAGAAACUAUUUAAUACUCUCAAGAACCUUAUGAGUUAUGUAUUGUUACUGUUACUCUCCUUGUUUGUAAGAUGAACAGCUCGGGUUUAAAUUCUGCCCAGGCUGUUAUCCGCUGCUUUGUAGAUAUCUGUUUGGUAGAUAUAUCUGAAGGACAGUUGGUUGAGGGAAUUAAUGAUAUUGAGUAUUGCAGCUCUACCGAAGAACUAUGGAGUCCUCCUGGAUCAUGAGCUGGAAGCCUGUAAGGAGGUGAUCCAGUUGGGAGAAAAUGAGGAGCAUGAAAUGCUAGAAGUCAGUGUGAAGCUGUAGAGCAGAUGAAGAGCAAAUAAUACUAACUUCUAUUUGUGGAGUACCUCCUAUGUGCUAGACACUUUAAUACCUAGUUCUGAUCCUAACACUAACUCAACAAUGUUGUUAUUUACCUUAUAUUAUUUCCUUUGUUCUCCUUCAGAUGAAGAAACUGAGGAUUAGAAGGGUUAAAUAACAUAUCCAGACACACCCUGUCAAGUGAUGGAACCAGAAUUCAAAGCCCAUUCUUUCUUGUCCAAACCAUGUUCGUUUCAAGUCAGAGGAUAAGAUAGAAAAUACAGUAAUUGGGCCUGGCACAGUGGCUCAUACCUGUAAUCCCAGCACUUUGGGAGGCCAAGGUGGGUUGAGGUCAGGACAUUAAGAUCAGCCUGGGCAACAUGGUGAAACCCAGUCUCUUACAAAAAAAAAAAAAAAUACAAAAAAUUAGCUAGACAUGGUGGUGCACACCUGUAGUCCCACCUACUCAGGAGGCUGAGGUGGGAGGAUCACUUGAGCCUGAGAGGUUCCAUCUGCAGUGAACUGUGAUUGCGCCACUGCACUCCAGCCUGGGUGACAGAGCAAGACCCUGUCUCAAAAAAAAAAAAAAAAAAAAAAAAAAGGAAAGAAGGAAGGAAAGGAAGGAAGGGAAGGAAGGAAAGAAAAGAAGGAAAGAAAGAAAAGAAAAUGCAGGCUGGGUGUGGUGGCUUAUUCCUGUAAUCCCAGCACUAUGGGAGGCUGAAGUGGAAAGAUCGUCUGAGCCCAGGAGUUUAAGACCAGCCUAGGCAACAUAGGGAGGCCUCAUCUCUAAAAACUGUAAUAAAUUAGCUGGGUGUGGUGGCAUGUGCCUGUGGCCCUAGCUACUUAGGAGGCUGAGGUCAAAGGAUCACUUGAGCCUGGAUGGUAGAGGCUGUAGUGAGCCAUGAUCGCACCACAGCACCCCAGUCUGGGCAACAGAGUAAGACCCUGUCACGAAAAACAAACAGAAAAACUGCUGCUGUAUACUCUUCACCUGGGUUCCUCUAAUGUUAACAUCCUACAUAACCAUGGUGCAUUUAUCAAGCUAAGAAAUUAGUAUUGGUAGGAUGCUUCAACCAAGCUUCAAACUUCUUUUAUAUUUUACCAGUUUUUCUAGUAUUCUUUUUCCAUUCUGUUAUCCAAACCAUGAUAUUAUAUUACUUCAGUUGUCUUCUUUGUCUCUUCGAAUGUAUGGCAGUUUCUUGGUCUUUUCUUAUGUUUUAUAACCUUGACACAAGUAUUUUGUAGAAUAUUCUUCAGUUUAGGUUUGCCUGAUGUUUUCUCAUGAUUAGAUUGGGGUUAUGGAUUUUGGGGGAGAGUACCACAGAGGUGAAGUGCCCUUAUUAUUUCAUGCAGGAGGUACAUGAUAUCAAAUAAUUUAUCACUUGUGAUCACUCUGUUAAGGUGGUUUCUGCCAGGUUUGUCCACUGUAAAGUUACUAUUUUUCCUUUCCCAUACUCCGUGCACUAGAAACAGGUUACUAAGUUUAGCCCACACUUAAAGGGAUGGGAAUUAAACCCCACUUCCUGGAGGGAGAAGUAUAAAAGAAUUUGUGGACAUACAUUAAAACCACCACAGUAAUUGGUAAAUAUUUCGAGAGAGCUACUUUGAGGCUUUGCCAGUAUCCUGUUUCUGCCCACUAAUUUUAGCAUUCAUUAGUGGAUCUUGCCUGCAGCAAUUAUUGCUGUGGGUUCUGAAGGUACUUUUUAAAAAUUUUCCUCAUUCUUUCUACAUUUAUUCAUUGGAAUUCUUCUAUAAGGAGAGUUUUCCCUUCUAUCUAAUCAUUUAUCUCAGUUCAAAUUCAUAGAUAUUUAUUUUAUUCUUAGUGUUAGAAUUAAAUGCUAUCAUUAUUUUGUUGCUCAAAUUAUUCCAGUUUUGGGCCUUGGGAUCUCUUUUAGGUCUACUUCUGUGUCCUUUUGGCAUAUUUCUAUUCUUUUUUUAUGUGUAUGUACAUGCACACUUCUUUAUUCUCUGACACUGCCACAUGCUUCAGGUUCAUCUUGUUUUUUUUUCCUGCCUCAGCCCUAGAAUCAAUUAUUUCUCUAAGGAACCUUGGUUCCUUUCACUGGAGGAUGAUAUUUUGAAGCCAAGAUCUCGAUGCUAAGUGUGCUCAUUUCUGUGGAGUAUCAUUGCUCCUAGACUUUCUCAGUGGAAAGAACUAGGAAAUGCAUUGUGAAGUUUUAACUUGGAGACCCAGAAUUCAAACUUGAAACUAUAGAAGAGAGGAUGAAGAGAAUAUUAGCAGUUGAAAGGAAAAUGUAGAAAUGGAAACAUUAUGUAUAUUUAACAGAAAACAAUGAUCAACAUGAAAUGUUGAAGAUAUAUGUUCUAAGUGAUAGCUAUGUGAAGAUAUGGUUCAGAGAAGGCAAAUUGCAUGUAUUAUUUGAUACACGGAGAGAAGAUUCAGGUAUCGGCCCAAACUGGAACUUAUGCUGUAGACAUUUCUUUGUGGUUUAUCUAAAAACCAAAGGCCUAGUGGUGCAUAUAUCUGAAUGAGGACCUGUCUUGGAAGUGGACUCAGGGCCAUUUGAGCAGAGUUCUGGGGUUUCAGUUGAAUUCUUUUAGAAGAAGGUAAAAACCUCUUGAGAUGUGACUGUUUCCAUCUAUCUUCUGCUUGCCAGGCAUGCUCGGAGUGGUAAAAAAAUUUGAGUCACCUGAUGUGCAAAUUCUCAGCUGUAGUUGAACAAGGAAAAGAAUACUUGAGAUCCAUUUGUAAGGAAAGAAAAGGAAGCAACAACAUAAUGCCCAGAGUUGGAGCCAAUUAAACCAGUAAACAUUGCUAUCUUCAGAAACUAAGGAAUGAGAGGCAAGGAAGAAAGGACAUUCAUCUUGGAAAGACCCAAAGCACCUUGAAAUUUGGAAGACAUGUUAUGCUAGCUGCUAAAACCACCGUGGUCACCAGAAUGAAUGAAGUGCUUCAGAUUUAAACAAUUGAUCAUUCUUAGAAGAGCUGCUGUAACACAUAGGGGAAGUGAAAACUAACAGAUGAAAGUUUUGUCAUGCACUGAAAGAAAAGCAUUGUCUGUGAAGUUCUAUUUUUAAAAAUGUCUGCUUGUAACACCUUUACUGAACAUGUUUGGAAACCUGGUGAAUGCAAGAAUUGCUUUAAACCUAAAAGUUUGCACCAGCUUCCCCCAGACCCUGAGAAGGCACCCAUCACCCAUGGCAAUGUGAAAACUAAUGCCAAUCACAGUAACAACCACCGCAUCAGGAACACCGGCAAUUUCCGGCCUCCUGUGGCUAAAAAACCCACUAUAGCUGUGAAGCCCACUAUGGUAGUGGCAGAUGGGCAAAGUAUAUGUGGUGAGCUUAUCAUCCAAGAACACUGUGAGAACAAACCUGUCAUCAUAGGGUGGAACCGAAACAGAGCUGCCUUGAGUCAGAAACCACUUAACAAUAAUAAUGAAGAUGAUGAAGGAAUUAGCCAUGUUCCUAAGCCUUAUGGCAAUAAUGAUAGUGCAAAGAAGAUGUCAAAUAACAAUAAUGGACUAACUGAAGUGUUAAAGGAGAUAGCAGGCUUGGAUACUGCCCCUCAGAUAAGAGGAAAUGAAACAAACUCCAGAGAAACAUUCUUGGGAAGAAUAAAUGAUUGCUAUAAACGAUCAUUGGAAAGAAAGCUUCCACCAAGUUGCAUGAUAGGUGGGAUAAAGGAAACUCAGGGCAAGCAUGUUAUUCUGAGUGGGAGCACAGAAGUGAUUAGUAACGAAGGGGGCCGGUUCUGUUACCCAGAGUUUUCCAGUGGCGAGGAGAGUGAAGAGGAUGUACUUUUCAGUAACAUGGAGGAGGAGCACGAGAGUUGGGAUGAGAGUGAUGAAGAGCUGUUGGCCAUGGAGAUUCGCAUGAGAGGGCAACCUCGCUUUGCCAACUUCAGAGCAAACACUUUGUCUCCUGUUCGAUUCUUUGUGGACAAAAAAUGGAAUACCAUCCCCCUGCGAAACAAGUCUCUGCAGAGAAUCUGUGCUGUGGACUAUGAUGACAGCUAUGAUGAAAUCCUGAAUGGUUAUGAGGAAAAUUCUGUGGUCUCUUAUGGACAAGGAAGCAUUCAGAGCAUGGUGUCAUCUGACUCCACAUCACCAGAUUCUUCUUUAACAGAAGAAUCACGUUCUGAGACAGCCAGUAGUUUAUCCCAGAAGAUUUGUAAUGGGGGAAUAUCUCCUGGUAACCCAGGAGAUUCUAAGGACAUGAAGGAAAUUGAGCCCAAUUAUGAAAGUCCCUCUAGUAAUAAUCAGGAUAAAGAUUCAUCACAAGCUUCCAAAAGCUCAAUAAAAGUUCCAGAGACCCACAAAGCAGUCCUUGCUCUCCGAUUAGAAGAGAAAGAUGGCAAGAUUGCUGUACAAACUGAGAAGGAAGAAAGUAAAGCCUCUACAGAUGUUGCUGGGCAAGCAGUAACCAUAAACCUUGUCCCCACAGAAGAGCAAGCAAAACCCUACCGAGUUGUGAAUCUGGAACAGCCAUUGUGCAAGCCGUAUACUGUCGUGGAUGUGUCAGCAGCCAUGGCCAGUGAGCACCUCGAGGGCCCUGUUAACAGCUCCAAGACAAAAAGCUCAUCUACUCCAAACUCUCCAGUUACAUCAUCUUCAUUGACACCAGGACAAAUAAGUGCCCAUUUCCAGAAACCCAGUGCAAUUCGAUACCAAGAAGUAUGGACUUCUAGCACCAGUCCACGACAAAAGAUACCUAAAGUAGAACUAAUUACUAGUGGAACUGGACCAAAUGUUCCUCCAAGGAAAAACUGUCACAAAUCAGCACCUACAUCACCCACAGCUACAAACGUUUCCUCCAAAACCAUCCCUGUUAAGUCACCUAAUUUGUCUGAAAUAAAAUUUAAUAGUUAUAACAAUGCUGGUAUGCCACCUUUUCCAAUUAUCAUUCAUGACGAGCCAACUUAUGCUCGGAGUUCCAAAAAUGCUAUCAAAGUUCCCAUUGUGAUCAAUCCAAAUGCAUAUGACAAUCUAGCUAUCUACAAAAGUUUUCUGGGAACAAGUGGAGAACUCUCAGUGAAAGAAAAAACCACAAGUGUAAUAAGCCAUACUUAUGAAGAAAUAGAAACUGAAAGCAAAGUGCCUGAUAACACCACUAGCAAAACCACUGACUGUCUUCAAACUAAAGGGUUUUCAAACAGCACAGAGCAUAAAAGGGGCUCAGUGGCUCAGAAGGUUCAAGAGUUUAACAACUGUCUCAACAGAGGUCAGUCUUCGCCACAAAGAAGCUAUAGUUCCAGCCACAGCUCCCCAGCAAAGAUCCAGAGAACCACUCAAGAGCCUGUGGCCAAAAUAGAAGGCACUCAGGAGUCUCAGAUGGUGGGCGGCAGCAGCACCAGAGAGAAAGCAAGCACAGUGCUUUCUCAGAUCGUGGCUUCAAUCCAACCCCCACAGUCUCCUCCAGAAACACCUCAAUCUGGCCCUAAAGCUUGCAGUGUGGAAGAGCUUUAUGCCAUUCCUCCAGAUGCUGAUGUUGCUAAGAGUACACCUAAGAGUACGCCAGUCCGGCCCAAAUCUCUCUUUACAUCUCAGCCUAGUGGUGAGGCUGAAGCACCUCAGACCACAGACAGUCCUACCACCAAAGUACAGAAAGACCCAUCCAUAAAGCCAGUCACCCCUUCUCCCUCCAAAUUAGUGACUAGCCCCCAGAGUGAGCCACCACCUCCCUUCCCCCCGCCACGAUCUACUUCCUCUCCUUACCAUGCAAGUAACCUUUUGCAGAGGCAUUUCACCAACUGGACCAAGCCAACCAGCCCUACCAGGUCAACAGAAGCUGAAUCAGUUUUGCACUCUGAAGGCAGCAGGCGGGCAGCUGAUGCAAAACCCAAGCGCUGGAUAUCAUUUAAAAGCUUCUUCCGCCGUCGGAAAACAGAUGAGGAGGAUGACAAAGAGAAAGAGCGAGAGAAAGGGAAACUGGUGGGCCUGGAUGGCACAGUCAUUCACAUGCUGCCUCCUCCUCCAGUUCAGCGCCAUCACUGGUUCACAGAGGCAAAAGGAGAGUCCAGUGAGAAACCAGCCAUUGUCUUCAUGUACAGGUGCGAUCCUGCUCAAGGCCAGCUCAGUGUGGAUCAGAGCAAGGCUAGGACAGACCAGGCAGCAGUCAUGGAGAAGGGUAGAGCAGAGAAUGCAUUACUACAGGACUCAGAGAAGAAGAAGAGGAGUCAUCCUUCUCCAUCACAGAUUCCUAAGAAGAUUCUCAGUCACAUGACCCAUGAAGUAACAGAGGAUUUUUCUCCUCGGGAUCCAAGAACUGUUGUUGGGAAGCAAGAUGGUGGGGGCUGCACUUCAGUCACAACAGCAUUGUCCCUUCCUGAACUGGAAAGGGAAGAUGGAAAAGAAGACAUUUCAGAUCCUAUGGACCCAAACACUUGUAGUGCAACAUACAGCAACUUAGGGCAAUCUAGAGCAGCCAUGAUACCUCCCAAGCAGCCACGACAGCCCAAGGGAGCUGUGGACGAUGCCAUCGCCUUUGGAGGGAAAACAGACCAAGAAGCAACCAAUGCUUCCCAACCUACACCACCCCCACUGCCAAAGAAGAUGAUCAUAAGAGCCAAUACAGAGCCAAUCUCCAAGGACCUCCAGAAAUCCAUGGAAAGUAGUCUUUGUGUCAUGGCUAAUCCCACCUAUGAUAUCGACCCCAACUGGGAUGCCAGCAGUGCUGGUUCUUCCAUCAGCUAUGAACUCAAAGGACUGGACAUUGAGUCUUACGACUCCUUGGAAAGGCCUUUGCGCAAGGAGAGACCUGUCCCCUCAGCAGCAAACAGCAUUUCCAGCUUAACCACUCUCAGUAUUAAGGAUAGAUUUUCCAACAGCAUGGAAUCCCUCUCCAGCCGGCGUGGGCCCUCUUGCAGACAGGGCAGAGGCAUCCAGAAGCCACAGAGACAAGCACUUUAUCGAGGACUUGAGAAUCGGGAGGAAGUAGUGGGUAAAAUCCGAAGCCUUCAUACAGAUACCUUGAAGAAACUGGCUGUUAAAUGCGAAGACCUUUUCAUGGCUGGGCAGAAAGACCAGCUCCGUUUUGGAGUGGACAGCUGGUCAGACUUCAGGCUAACCAGUGACAAACCAUGUUGUGAGGCAGGUGAUGCGGUUUACUAUACUGCUUCAUAUGCAAAAGAUCCACUUAAUAACUAUGCAGUCAAGAUCUGUAAGAGCAAAGCUAAAGAAUCUCAGCAGUAUUAUCACAGCUUGGCUGUCCGGCAGAGUCUGGCUGUCCAUUUUAACAUUCAGCAGGACUGUGGUCAUUUCCUUGCUGAAGUCCCUAACCGUCUGCUUCCCUGGGAGGAUCCAGAUGACCCUGAAAAGGAUGAGGAUGGCAUGGAAGAGACUGAAGAAGAAUCCAAAGGAGAAACGGAUGGGAAAAACCCAAAGCCCUGUUCUGAAGCAGCAUCAUCCCAGAAAGAGAAUCAGGGAGUCAUGAGCAAGAAGCAGAGGAGCCAUGUUGUGGUCAUCACCAGGGAGGUUCCAUGUCUUACUGUGGCUGAUUUUGUGCGAGACUCUCUGGCCCAGCAUGGGAAAAGCCCUGAUUUGUAUGAGAGGCAGGUGUGUCUGCUGCUUUUACAGCUAUGCUCUGGUCUUGAGCACCUCAAACCCUACCAUGUCACUCACUGCGAUCUACGCCUGGAGAACCUGCUACUUGUCCACUACCAGCCUGGGGGGACUGCCCAAGGCUCUUGGCCUGCAGAGCUCAGCCCCACCUCAUCUUAUCCCACUAGGCUUAUCGUGAGCAACUUCUCUCAGGCCAAGCAGAAGAGCCAUCUGCUGGACCCCGAGAUCCUCCGGGACCAGUCUCGCCUUGCCCCAGAGAUCAUAACAGCUACCCAAUAUAAAAAGUGUGAUGAGUUCCAGACAGGCAUCCUCAUCUAUGAGAUGCUGCACCUACCCAACCCCUUUGAUGAGAACCCAGAGCUGAAGGAGAGGGAAUACACACGAGCAGACCUGCCUCGCAUCCCAUUCCGCUCCCCCUACUCCCGGGGUCUGCAGCAGCUGGCCAGCUGCCUCCUGAAUCCCAACCCUUCUGAGCGGAUCCUCAUUUCAGACGCCAAAGGCAUCCUCCAGUGUCUGCUCUGGGGCCCCCGCGAAGAUCUCCUCCAGACUUUCACUGCCUGCCCUAGCCUAGUACAGAGGAACACCCUGCUCCAAAACUGGCUAGACAUCAAGCGAACACUGCUCAUGAUCAAGUUUGCUGAGAAGUCCCUGGACAGGGAAGGUGGGAUCAGCCUUGAGGACUGGCUUUGCGCUCAGUAUUUGGCUUUUGCCACUACAGACUCCCUCAGUUGUAUUGUGAAAAUUCUGCAGCACCGUUAAUGUGUACCUGGAUGAUGCUUUUACCACAUCUUCACCUUCUUCGUGUCACCCAUGCACUUCCCCUUCCUAGUGCUCACUCCAAAUUCAAGGAAAGAAGAAAGACAAACCUCUAUCCCUGUCCAUGAACAAGUGGGUGCAUUCAGAAAGGUUAUCCACUGCCCCAGAUUGAAUGAGAAGCUGAGUCUGUCUUAACUUUACAGAAAUUCAGAUGCAGUAACUUGCGGUUGCCUUCCCUUGAAACACGUUCUAUCCUAAUAGUCCCAUAAAUGCAGGUAAAAAUGAAAAUCCAUAUUCUUGAAGGGACAGCUUCUUUGGUAUGAACUCAGUGAGCCAGUGAGCUGUGUCCAUUUCCUCCAUAAUUCUGGAUAUCACCUAUCUUUUUAGCACCAAGUAUUCUCACUAGCAGUAGACAGACUUAACCAGUCUCUACCAUGACCCAGUAGACUCUGGCAACAGACUCUUCCUUUAAGGUGUCAACAACUGACUUACUAGGCAGAACUGCCAUCCUUAGCAUCGGCCCAGUUUUGGUUACCAGGGACUAUAUCCUUUGUUCCAGGAGAGAGUAGAAAGAAAAGGAGAGAUCCCAUCCUUGGGUCAUAGACCCAUUUUCAUUGCCAUUAUCUGUAAGUAUGUGCACUGCAUGGAGGACAGCCCUAAUAGUCUCCCCUCUGCUGCCACUGCCUGAUUCUCCACUCUGUCCCCACUUGCCAGUGAAGUUUGGAUUUAUCAGCCACUUGUGUCCCAUUAGAGAGCUGACCCAAGGUGGUGUCACCAGUGCCUCAGCAGGGUGGAGUGCAGUUCAGAGCUUAUAAAUAGCUGGCAAGGCAUGAGGAGAUGAUUUUCUUGCAUGUGCAAUUCUCUAGGGGCCAUCAGGGAACAGAGUUUAAAGUACCCUUUGAUUACUGUCAGAACUGUCAGCAUUUGCAGUUUUCCCCGAGCAGUAAUUGGCCAGCUCCCUUCUAUCAGUAGCCAGUGUUAACUAGUUUACCAAAUGCUGUAAACAAUUGCCCUGAAUGAAAUAGCUGUCAGUGGAGCUCUAAGAUCUCCUUUAGAGGGCACAGUGAGGUGGGCUGUUGGGAUAGCCGUAGGCAGGGGAGAGGAAGAAGGCCACCGAUGAGACUGCUGACCUCCUUAGAAUGUUGACCUCUUCUAGAGAGACUGCCUCCCAGUGUAAGUGGCUCAUUGCUCCUUCUUACUCUCUCUAAAAUGGCUCUGGAGGACAGCUCACAGGAAUUCUGAUUGCUGAGGUGGAUGAUUGAGAGCUGUUCACUGUGUGUGCAGCCUGUGCUCCCCUUCUAUGGAUAUAUGUGCAAUUUUUGUAUGUAUUUGUUUUAGCUGUAUAUUACAGUGUUUAUGUUGCAACUUCACCUGAAGCGAGUCUACAGAAACCUUCCCCCUUCUUCCCUGGGCACAUAUUUGCGCUAAGAGAUGAGCGUUCCUUCCACUGGGGUGUGUGUGUGUGUGUAUGUGUGUGUGUGUGUAUACACGUGUGCACCUGUGCUUGUUUUAUUCAAAACUGUGAGUAUGUGUUUACUUGGACCUUGAAAUCCCAAGAGUCACUCGAACAAUGUGUGUGUACACUUGUGUGCCCAUGUGUGCGUGCACACGCAUGCUGGAAGCGGAGGCCAGGCCUCUAGAGAAGCAACCUGUGGCAGGGUUGACAGACAUGUUCUCUGUGCCUAGUGAGUGAGUGAGCCCUGAGGCCCCUCAUCUACCAGUGCAGAGUUUCCUUAAAGCCAAGACUGAUUGUGCAGUAUUACUUACAUAGCACAUUAGUGGCCUUGGAAAUUUCUAAACUUUUAACAUUUUUAACAGCCUUUCAUGUGAUUCAUGUAUAUCAAAGAGGAUCAGGAAAGGAAAAUAAUGUAUUUUAUUGUGCUCUUAUUAUUUUUUUAAGUGAUUGGACUAUGUGAGGCUCUAUUUGGAGAAUGUCCUUAUCCCCUGGCCAGCAAUAUAGGACUCACAGGAAAGAAGGCUGGUUAGCCCACAAAGAGUCUUGCCUCGUCUAGCCAGAGUGCAGGGCUCUGCUCCUAGGAAUGGCCAUGGAGUGGGCAUGCUGCUGCAGGCCAGCAGUCCGCUCUUGGUGUCCUGUGGCAUGGCCGCGCCUUGCCUUGAAGGUUGGUGUUUGGUUCAUCUUAGCAUAGACCAUGUGCACAUAAUUCCUUGCCUGAUUAUGCACUGAAGUGGCAGCACACAGACCACUGACCAUGUCAGCCAGCACAUUCCCUUAACCUCCCCCAUCUCCCAUCUUGCAAUGGCUUGCAUAUUGAGAUAUACCUUCUCAAUGUCACGUUCGUGGUGCCUUGCCCAUGUAAAUUUGAAUGUUGACUAUUUAAUGAGGUUACAUAUUUAAUGCAGAAUGUUUCCUGGUCCCUCUAUUUGUUAUGUCUCUACAUAUCUUUUUUUUCUUUCUCUUUGUCUGUUAUGAUUUGGAUCCAGUCUUCUCUUUAACUCUAUGGUAUAAUAAGCAUGGACACCUCCACUACCAUUAUCUUACAGCACUGGUAAACCAAGCACCUCUUCACAUCAGAUGUUUUUAGUACUGUUUUUAUAUUCAGAUUUGUUAAGGGCAAAAGAUGAAUGCGAACUAGCCAGAGAAAAGCCUCAGGCUUACCAGAGACAGGUGGCUAGAUUAAUUUUUCUCUGGGUGAUGGCCAAAGAAUGUGAGAUAGAGAGGGAAGAGGGUGUUACAGGUUAGAGCAGAAUAGAGAAAGAAACUAUAUUUCUAGGCAAAAAGUACUACAUGAGUUGGUCUUCAGAAUAUUUUUCCAAAAAAAAAUGAAAUUCAGUCAGUUUAACAUUAUCACAAAUAUUUUUCAUUUUAAUUGUGGUAGGAACUUUGAAUUUGUUCAUCAACUGGAAAGAAAUCCUACCCUCUGUAGACACAUACACACACAUUUUAUAUAUAUAUAUAUAUAUAUAUGUUUGAAUUGUGACUAGUAUAGCACUUUACGUUUUCUCAAGUAACAGGAAGUUAUUGCCUUCAAUAUUGAUUGGAAAUUGUUUUCUAUUGAAGUCUAUACUAUAGAGUUUUCCAUUUAUAUUGAGAGUUUGAACAAUUAAGCUCCUAUUGGAACUUUUCCUUAAGCCACAUGAGCAUGAACAAUCUCUGUGACACUUGGGUGCUAGAGAAACACAACAGUGGCUAAAGUAGCCAAGAGCAAGACUGAAUGUAUAGCAGAGUGCCUUGUUAGAGUGGUAACCUAGUCUUGGAAGCAAUUCAGUGGAUGUUUCAUAAAGAGGACUAGAACUUCAAGAAGCCUCCUGUGCUGGCUGAGGUGAGCCCUUUUGGUAUAUGUACACUACUGGGUUGCCUAGAAGCCAAUUCGUGAAGAAUAACAGCAGGAUGAGAAAAAGUCACUGUAACCUGUGGAAUGACAACAUAAGAAUCACCAACCCCUAGGCUGAGCUAGAACUGGAAGCCAGGAAUAUGGCAAUGAGUUUCAAGAUUUGCCCUCAGAAGAUGAACUGGGUGAGGUAUGGGUUGGGAUGAGGGCACAGGCACUCAUCCUACCUACCCUGCUGCUGUUGAGGAGCUAGAAGUAAAACAUACUCGUUAGGAUUUUAACAGUUGGAGUAGCAUCCCAUUGUCAGAUUAAGUGGGGGUCAGUUUUGCUUCCAAACUCAGAAUAAGUUUGUAAACAUGGGAAAGUCUAAGCCAAGAGAUCUAAAGCUCUAGAAAUAUUAAUGACAUUUCUGGGAGUAAAACUACCAAAAAUUAUAUCUUAAAAGUUUCUAGUAGUAUAAAGUUCCCAGGCCGGGCGCGGUGGCUCACGCCUGUAAUCCCAACACUUUAGGAGGCCAAGGUGGGCAGAUCACCUGAGGUCAGGAGUUUGAGACCAGCCUGGCCAACAUGGUGAAACCCUGUCUCUACUAAAAAUACAAAAAUUAGCCAGGCAUGGUGGCAGGCACCUGUAAUCUCAGCUACUCGGGAGGCUGAGGCAAGAGAAUCGCUUGAACCCAGGAGACAGAGGUUGCAGUGAGCCAAGAUCACGCCAUCACACUCCAGCCUGGGAGAUAAGAGUGAGACUUCGUCUCAAAAAAAAGUUUCCAGGAAAGAUCUUUGGGUCCUACUAAGCAUCUCAAUUUUGAGUUAUGAAUACUUUGGUUCUGGGAAGUAACCUGACAUUUGGUUUUGCUGGAAUUAGGAUUUUCACUAGAUUUCACUGCAAUUAGGAUUUUCUUCUAGAUUUUACCAGCAGUGAUCUGAAAAAGUACAGGCUAGUCCCAGAAAUAGAGAUGGAUUUAGGAUACUACACUAUAUUUCAAAUGAUUCUAGAUGUGUAAAUGUAGUAUGAACAUUCUUGGAGAGGAGUGAGACAAACUGGACUUGCUGGGCCAACCCUGGCAUGUUUUUCAUUCGCCUCACUAGUUGAUAAGGAUUGAAAAUUCUGCUCCAGCCUAAUGAGUGAACAGGAUGGCUGCCCACAAAACCAGGUUAUUAGUUUUACCUCAUUGAAGCUCAUAUUCUCAAAGGCCGAAAGUGCUGUGCCGAGACAAAUCCAAGUGCUGCUCUUGCUGAAGUGCGCACUGAAGUCCAGCUGUCCGUGCUUACAGCAGUGCCGAAAGUGGGGAUUCCAUGGACCAAAAACGGUGCCAUAAGGGAAGCCAGAAGAGUUACGGUGCAAGAUCCUGGGAGAGAUUAUACCAAAGAAAUCAAGCCUUUUUAUCCUGAUGCUUCUAAGAUGAUGAGGGUGAGCUGUGCGAGAUGCCAUGGGAGGGGAGUUCACAUACAUUCCAUGUGUAGGCAUUUAGCUGAUAAAUCCAUCCUCAGAAAAGCACCUUUUUAAAAAGAAGUCCAUUUUGUGUAUUAGAAGAUGAUGAUGAUGAAGAUGAAGAAAGCCCUGGCAAAUAAAAAGUUCCUCAGUAUUUAAGGAGAAGGAACUCUUCCAUGUCCUCUUGACAUGACUGUGGCUAUUGCCCAAACCUCAGCUUGAGAACAUCAUAUCCAUAUAAUACUGAGAGCGGAAGAUUUUUUUAAAGAGAUAUGGUAGUUUUAAUAGGUUUGUUUAAAGAACUCUUGGGAAAUUUCCUAAUAAAUUGUAAUCGUUUUUAUAAACCUUCCUACAGAGUUGUUUACUAUUCAUCAUCACCAUCAUUUAAUAUCUAUAAGUGCCCAGAAUGUACAAGGUGCUAUACAGCUGUUAAACACCCCCUCCCUGCAACUGUUUAAAAUUAGAAUAGAUUUUUGCAUCACCCACUGCUAGAAGCUUCCCCCACCUAGGUGGGCUGCAAGGGCCUGCAUUCCCAACAUCCCAUUACAUGUUUCCCACUCCAGAAAGUCUCCGGGUUUAUUCCAGCUUUUUAUCUUGACGUGUCCCAUCCACCCCCAUGGUUUUGUUUUGUUUUGUUUUUUAAAUCAAGAAAGUUUCAGGGAAUCAAAAGAGGUCGGAAAUUUUUUAACCUAGCAGAAUUACAGAGUCAUAUAUUUUGCUACGAAUGUUGUUGUAGUACAGAAAACCCACUUUGCCCGUUAGUGUGUGGAUAGUAUGUGUGUGUCCGCACUCACGAUAACUUGAAUGUUGGACCAGACAUAGGGUUCAUUUUUGAAAGGUUAAACCACACUGCUUCAGGAACUUCCUCCAAAUACUACUUGGUUAUCCCUUCCUUUACCAGUUAGAACUAAAGAGUGUGAUGUAUGAACACACUGGGUUGGGAUUUUCUGUUGAGGAUAUGCAGGGCAUUUUGGCAUGAGGCAAAUACAGAAGCAAGAUUUCAUUCUACUUGGUGAUUUGAAUCAUGACAGUCCUCAUUCCAAUCUCUCUUUAAGUCUCUCUGGCCCUGCCCACACUCUAUAUUUGAAAAUCUUGUUUUUGCUCUUUCCGGAGCUUCACCCCUCUACUUACAUAUUGUAAAGUUGUAUAAAUCUAUCAUUGAAAGGUCCCCUCUGCCACCAGUGGCGCCCCCCUUUGGUUUGCUGUGGUACUUUGCUGUGUACUCUGUGGCAUCAUGUUACUGUGUAAAUAAAUUCAUUUUAAUACACACUAAAAAACAGACAAA
Molecule: messenger RNA, 16923 nt
Organism: Symphalangus syndactylus (siamang)
Lineage: Eukaryota; Metazoa; Chordata; Mammalia; Primates; Hylobatidae
Gene: PEAK1
Product: pseudopodium enriched atypical kinase 1
Biological process (GO): protein phosphorylation
Cellular component (GO): actin cytoskeleton; focal adhesion
Molecular function (GO): ATP binding; protein kinase activity
Source: RefSeq, a predicted model, not a curated record